CUUUACUUUUUGUCUGCUAUCAACCUCUAGACGCUUGUACCGGUCGACUAGUCCGAAUAUUUCAUUGCCGCGCAAUUCUUCGAAGCGAACGCUACCCCUUCUCCUUCACGAACCGUCAAUGUUCGUGACAUCACCACCACCCUCAUCAUUCUCGAAUUCGAUACCGUUCGCCGAAACAUAGUAAAAAAUGGCCGGAACUCUCGUUGAAAGGGCCGCGCAUCCGGUCACUACAUCUUCUCUUGAUACCAAACUCGACGUUUCUGCUCGUCCCCGCAGCCAAUCUCACCUUGAGGCUGCCUUUUCUCCUGUCAACAACGACGGUUGUUUUGACUUUGACCGCGUGCUGAAGAGCGGCUAUGUUCAGAAGCGCACACAAAAGACAAAGAAAUGGAAGCCUGUUUACCUUGUCUUGCGACCCAACACCCUCUCUUUGUACAAAAACGAGAGCGAGUCUCGACUACGACAUCAGCUUUACUUGUCCGAACUUACAGCCGUCGCCGAAUUGAAGGACCCCAAGCAUAAGCGCGAGCAUGUUUUUGGCCUCUUUUCCCCCUCUCGCAACUACCACUUUCAAGCGAAUUCCGCCGAAGAUGCUCAGGAAUGGAUGGAUUUGAUACGAAGGGAUGCGCGGAUCGAUGAAGAGGAGGACGAGAUGUUCCUUGCUAGCCCACGUGCCUCUCAACAGCCUAACAAUGGCAUCAAGCCGGUCUCUAUCAACAAAAACCAACCAAAUGAGCAUGAGCGUUUCCUUUCCAGCUCUCCGGAACCGAUGGCAUCAUCUGCUCCCAGAUAUGUCACCUCGGCAGGGGGUAGGAGAAGGUCGUCGAUACUAGAGUCUUCGGGACUAUCGGGUGCGGAGUUCGCAUCGCACUCCGACCUUUCCGACAAUGAAACUUUCCGUCCCCAGGACUCGUCCUACGAUAGUUUGGCUGUUCAAUCGCCUGGCAAGCUACCCCCAGCGGUUCGCCCACCAGGCCAAGGUAUCCGAUCCGCGAGCCAAACGAGCGUGUCCAAUGUUGAGCAAGACCCCGACCGUGUCAUAUGGCAAGGCCGGCUCUACCUCUUGCGUCACCGACGUGGCAUGCGCCAGUGGAAGGAUAUGUGGGCUGUUCUUCGCCCACGUAACCUCAUUCUCUACAAGGACGAGUCUGAAUACACAGCUCGGUGGAUUUUACCGCUCUCCGCAGUCGUAAAUGUUGUCGAUCUGGAUCCUCUCAGCAAGAGCAAGAAGCAUUGCCUUCAGGUUAUUACUGAAGAAAAGAGCUACCGCUUCUGCGCCCACGAUGAAGAUGCUCUUGUUCGCUGCAUUGGCGCUUUCAAGAGUUUGCUUGCUAAACGUCGCGAACUUGAGGCUCGCGCUGCCGCGACGGCCACAUGACCUAAGCGCAAAAACAGACCUCAUGGGAUCUCGGUCUCACGAGACCCAAGGUAAACGCACCCAAGAUGAAUCAUGAUGAUCAACGUUUUCUUUGUCAGUUUUCUUUGUCAUGCGCCAGCGGCCGUGCUGUUCUCUUUGUAUUUCUUGGUCAUUGUUCAUGGCGAAUAUGUUGCUUGGUAGAAGAAAGAGGAGGAGAGCUUCUUGACGAGUUGUAUGUGUUUCUCAGCGCCUGUCCAUUUAGCGAAAGCCUCCUAUUUUGUUGUACAUAAGACAUGAUAUCCGUGGUACUUAGCACCAUUCCUGUAGAAACCUUCCAUAUUCACCA
Molecule: messenger RNA, 1703 nt
Organism: Fusarium oxysporum Fo47
Lineage: Eukaryota; Fungi; Ascomycota; Sordariomycetes; Hypocreales; Nectriaceae
Product: PH domain-containing protein
Exons: 2
Coding region: 188-1378 (396 amino acids)
Source: RefSeq, a predicted model, not a curated record